This is a messenger RNA of Cordyceps fumosorosea ARSEF 2679, 522 nucleotides long. RefSeq lists its product as hypothetical. Lineage: Eukaryota; Fungi; Ascomycota; Sordariomycetes; Hypocreales; Cordycipitaceae. The transcript has a single exon. The coding region runs from base 1 to 522 and encodes 173 amino acids. The record is from RefSeq and is a predicted model, not a curated record.
AUGAAAGCCGCUACUAUUGUCCUCGCCGCCCUCAUGGGACACGCCCUCGCCGCACCGCCUGGCACUGACCCCAAGGCGCCCGAGGCAGGCAGCAAGGAGGCCAUCUGCCUCCAGGCGUCCGUCGCCGUGUUCGACAAGUGCUUCGAGGCACGCGGCCAGGGCUUCAUGCCCGCGGCCAAAAUCCAGGAACUCCGCGAACGCUGCAACAAGGAGCGCGACGACGCCAAGCAGGACUGCCUCGACGUCGAGGAGGUGGGCGGAGAGAUUCUUGACAAGGACGCUGCCAACAAGAAGAAGGCCGAGUGUGCCGUCCCGGGCAACCGCAUCUUUGCCCAGUGCAUGAAGGACAGGUUCGUCAACAAGUCGGGCGAGACGAAGGAAGACUGCGAGAAGAAGCGGAAGGAGGCGACGGAGGCGUGCAUCAAGGGCGAGCAGCCAGCGAAGCCGGAGGAGAAGGAGGAGGAGGCGACCCCAUCCGAGUCCGAGACCGCCGACCAGCAGCCCGAGCUUGAGGACUGUUAA